AUAGAAACUUACUUAGAAAUGGCUUGCAAAAAACGUAAGUUUUUGUUAUAGAUCGGGCCGUUGGCGAAACUUAUUGUUCCGACAAAGACGGGGCGGGGGAUGCAAUAAUAACGCAGUAAGGGUGCGUAAUGAAACUUUUACCUGGGACCGAUGUAAUGCACUUUUGGGAAGGGCCUCAUUCAUUCGGAACUAGUCCGUGCGAAAUGAUCUAUUAGAUAUGAACUCGAAAGGUAAAAUAGAGAAGUGGCUGUUUGAGGAAUGGAGCAGUGGCCGUGUUGUGAACUCAAGGUCUAUGGUGAAAGUAGAACAUGAGGUGUCUAAGAUCGGGGUGUCGGAAGGUGAUACAAGUACAGUGAGAAAGCGGAAACACUUAUCUAAUGGAAGAAAUGGUCCAGGAGCUGAUAAAAUAAUAGACCUAAAAAUGGAAGAAGGUGGACCAAGCGGCCAACAAGAAGACAUGGAUUUCUCGUCUAGCGCAUCAUCUUGGGAACCAAGCGAUGAGAACCUUUCAUCUGAAGACUCAGAGCCAGAAAACAAAAUGAGCAAGACAACGAACGCGACGAAACAAUACACCAAUAAAAGAGCAAACAAAAAAGGGCCAAUACCACUGCAUAGACCGAAUGCAAUUAUACCAAAUGUUUUACAGCCGCGACAAACUAAUAUUGUAGAUAAAAAGAAACGUUGUAGGUAUGUCGAAUCCGCAAAUAAGAGAGAAAUUGUAAAUAAAUCAUUACCCGAUUCAACAAGGAAGAACACACCACCGAAUGAAUCAAUUAAAAAUGCCAAUAUAAAGGAUAUUUUAGAAAUAAAAACAGGUUUCAGAAAACUAUUUCAAAUGCUUAAAGAUCUUAAAACUCAGGCGGGUUUUGUUACAAGAGAAUGUAAUGGCACAAAUACGAACGCAUCAGUGGUAAAUAAUACUAUGGAUUUAUCAGAGGGUGAAGAAAGUGACAGAAGUCAGAGUGUGGAAUCCAAUAGAUCGGAUGACAAUGUCCUUAUCAGCAAUAAAUAUGCUAGAGCUGAUGUUCGAAAUCCUACGACAGACAACAUAACAGAAGAAGAAUGGAUACCUAUAGGAAGUGGAAAAACUCUGAUACACAAAGACAAAUAUAAAAAAGUAAAUUGGAAGUCUUACACGAUAGCAACAAGAACUCUACUGCUUGCGACAUUCCCGAGAAGAAUUCUAGCCACCCAUUCUCUAACUGGGAAAAGGUCACCCGCUUUCCGAAACAAACCAGCAAAAAUGUGCCUCGAUCCCAAAAUCGUAUCUGACGUCAUUAUGGAAAUUACAUCCAGAUUUAGGGUCAAGGAGAAUUUAGUUAGAAGUAUUAUAACGACAAAGUGCGCGGACGAGUGUAAGAUGUUUAAAUUGAGGAUGAAACAUAAAAACAAACAAGAACAAAAUCAAGAGAACACACCACCGAUACAAGAAACAGAACCCAUUGAUUAUUAGAGUGCUUUUGUUAAACACUCUCGUGGGUGUAAACUACAAGAUAACGUUAAAAAUACUGCAUAUUUGUUUAAAUUUUUCAAGGAACUAAAUACUAUAAAAUGUUUUUUUUUUACAAUGCAACUAAGUACGUGUUUUGUUAAUCAAUGAGAUCUCAUGACUGAUCUUUUCUAUGUCAAAGUUGAUUUAGUGUUUUAAUCCUGUGUAACCAAAGCUUAUUCUUAAUGUAAAAAGUUUCAAUAAUUUAAUAAAAUAAUUGUAUUUUUAUUUGGUGAAACAUUUGUCCUGUAGUAUAAUAUUCCUCCCUUCAAAACAUCUUGUUAGUACUUACGAUUUCUUAAAAGUAUUACCUAUUCAUUUAAUUCAAAUACACAGUUUUCGUAGUCAAUCUAGGUCCAUUUUUUGCAGUAGAA
This is a messenger RNA of Papilio machaon (common yellow swallowtail), 1863 nucleotides long. RefSeq lists its product as uncharacterized. Gene Ontology annotation, biological process: negative regulation of Notch signaling pathway; positive regulation of neuron differentiation. The coding region runs from base 218 to 1453 and encodes 411 amino acids. The transcript is spliced from 6 exons. Gene Ontology annotation, molecular function: DNA binding; transcription corepressor activity. NCBI's taxonomy places the organism in Eukaryota, Metazoa, Arthropoda, Insecta, Lepidoptera, Papilionidae. Gene Ontology annotation, cellular component: nucleus. The record is from RefSeq and is a predicted model, not a curated record.